Molecule: messenger RNA, 2167 nt
Organism: Chenopodium quinoa (quinoa)
Lineage: Eukaryota; Viridiplantae; Streptophyta; Magnoliopsida; Caryophyllales; Amaranthaceae
Product: probable aldehyde dehydrogenase
Exons: 16
Coding region: 346-2010 (554 amino acids)
Cellular component (GO): mitochondrion
Molecular function (GO): aldehyde dehydrogenase (NAD+) activity; L-glutamate gamma-semialdehyde dehydrogenase (NAD+) activity
Source: RefSeq, a predicted model, not a curated record
UAUUUACGAAGAAAAAAACUUCCAUGGUAAGGAUAGGUCAUGGAUUGAAUAAAAUUCAUGACGGGUUUAAUCAGAUUUAUUUUAAGCCACAAUCUCAACCGAAAAUUUUCCCACCAAUCUGCGUAGUCGCAAACCGGGUUAAACCCGAAUAACCUAAUGAAUGUUUCCAUUUCUAUUUAACCUUUUGGUAAAUUAAACCCAUAUUGUUUUACGGAGAAUUAGUUCAAUUUUUUAUAACUCCAAGGAGGAAGUGUCAGUUUCAGUUAACUUAUAAAGAGGAGAGAGAAACAGAGAGACGAGGAAAAUCGAAAUCAUCUUUCUUAUUCGGAGUAUAGCUUAAUCAUCAUGCAUAGAUUUGCAAUUCGCAGAGAAAUGAGGACGAUUGUUUCCAAAAAAGCUGUUUCUUUGCUUGAUUCUUGUAAAUUUCCCAGGUAUAUGAGCUUGGCAGCUUUUCAAACUGUAGAUGCAGACAAAGUAUCUGGUUCUGAACCAGCUAAAGUGCUUAACUUGGUGAAUGGGAAAUGGUUCGAGUCUCCUUCCUGGAAUACAAUUGUGGAUCCAUUGAACGGUGAACCAUUCAUAAAGGUUGCUGAGGUUGGUGAAUCAAAUAUAAAGCCAUUUGUAGAUAGCUUAUCCAGGUGCCCUAAACAUGGUCUUCAUAAUCCCUUCAAGGACCCAGAAAGAUAUCUUCAGUUAGGAGCCAUAUCAACUAAAGCAGCUGACAAGCUUUCUCAGCCUGAGAUUUCAAAGUUCUUUGCUAGGUUGGUUCAAAGGGUUUCUCCAAAGAGUUUUGAGCAGGCUAUGGCUGAAGUAUCUGUUACACAGAAAUUUCUUGAGAAUUUCUCUGGUGACCAGGUUCGUUUUCUUGCAAGGUCAUUUGCAAUACCUGGGAAUCAUCUUGGUCAGCAAAGUCAUGGUUUCCGUUGGCCUUAUGGUCCGGUGGCUAUUAUUACUCCGUUCAAUUUCCCUCUAGAAAUCCCAGUGCUACAGUUGAUGGGUGCACUUUACAUGGGAAACAAACCUCUACUCAAAGUGGAUAGCAAGGUUAGCAUUGUAAUGGAACAAAUGCUGCGCCUGCUUCAUUUAUGUGGGUUAUCUACUGACGAUGUUGACUUCAUCAACUCUGAUGGCAAGACGAUGAACAAACUGCUGUUGGAGGCAAAUCCUCGUAUGACCCUUUUCACUGGAAGCUCUAGAGUAGCAGAGAAAUUAGCUGAUGACCUGAAGGGCCGAGUUAAAUUGGAGGAUGCAGGAUUUGAUUGGAAAAUCCUUGGCCCUGAUGUUCAGGAGGAGGAUUAUGUUGCCUGGGUUUGUGAUCAAGACGCAUAUGCAUGCAGUGGACAGAAGUGCUCUGCACAGUCCAUCCUUUUUAUGCAUGAGAACUGGUCAGCAAGUUCUCUUAUUUCCAAGUUGAAAGAUCUUGCUGCUAGAAGGAAGCUAGAUAACCUGACUAUUGGACCUGUUCUUACUGUCACAACCGAAGCAAUGUUGGAGCAUGUGGAGAAGUUGCUAAAAAUACCAGGAUCGAAGGUACUAUUUGGUGGUGAGGCUUUAAAGAAUCACACUAUACCCUCAAUUUAUGGUGCGAUUAAGCCUACUGCUGUAUAUGUUCCCCUGGAAGAAAUUUUGAAGGACACAAAUUUUGAGCUUGUGACUAAAGAAAUAUUUGGACCAUUCCAGAUUAUUACUGACUAUAAAGCGAACCAGCUACCAUUGGUGCUAGAUGCCUUAGAGAGGAUGAAUGCACAUUUAACUGCUGCGGUGGUGUCAAAUGAUUUGUUAUUCCUACAGAAAGUUAUUGGGAAUACAGUAAAUGGAACCACUUAUGCUGGCUUACGAGCAAGGACUACAGGAGCUCCACAAAAUCAUUGGUUUGGACCUGCUGGAGAUCCUAGGGGUGCAGGAAUUGGAACUCCAGAAGCAAUCAAGCUAGUGUGGUCUUGCCAUAGAGAAAUCAUAUACGAUGUUGGUCCUGUACAUUCCCAGUGGAAACUUCCACAAGCUACCUGAUGUUUCAACGCUUUAGCAUGGUGGCAAUUUAGGAAAUGGAGUUGAGUACAUUAGCUUAGUUUUCAGAGACAGUGGUUUAGAAUAAAAACCGUCAUUUUUACUGUGACCAGAAUUACAUAAUCUUAAAUAAAUUUACGCUCUUUUGGUGUCUUGAUGA